Hippoglossus stenolepis (Pacific halibut) is the source of this 2871-nucleotide messenger RNA. RefSeq names its product phosphatidylserine synthase 1b (gene ptdss1b). Gene Ontology annotation, molecular function: L-serine-phosphatidylethanolamine phosphatidyltransferase activity. The record is from RefSeq and is a predicted model, not a curated record. The transcript has 13 exons. Bases 150 to 1556 code for a protein of 468 amino acids. Gene Ontology annotation, biological process: phosphatidylserine biosynthetic process. Lineage: Eukaryota; Metazoa; Chordata; Actinopteri; Pleuronectiformes; Pleuronectidae.
CGGUCCAUCCCCAGGGGUUUUCUGGGUGUGUGUGCGCGAUUCCCGGUUCCUCACAUCGUCCUGUCACUCAUAUCAGCUGUUAGCUUUUAGCUUUAGCCGCUUCAAUAACACGAGUAAAAGUCAGAAAGUCGUUUCCCAGCGGUGACAUCAUGGCCGCCGCUCCUUCCCGAGCCCCGCGGGAGGAAGACGCCAACUUUAAACUACAUUUUCGGGCGAUAAACGAUCAACAAGUGGAUGAGAUCUGCAUUGAUUUCUUCUACAAGCCGCACACCAUCAGUCUGCUGACGGCCACCGUGCUCAGCCUCAUGUACUUUGCGUUCACCAGGAAUGACGAGAACUCGGGCAACAAUCUGCGAGUUGGUCUUAUUGUGGUUGUUUCCUUCUUCUUGGUCGUCAGUGUCCUGGCUUUUCCUAAUGGACCUUUUAUCAGGCCUCAUCCGGUGAUAUGGCGAAUUGUGUUUGGUCUCAGUGUUCUGUACUUCCUGUUCCUGGUCUUCAUCAUCUUCCUCAACUGGAACCAAGUGAAGUCUGUGAUGUACUGGCUGGACCCAAAUCUGCGCUACGCCAAACGAGAAGCCGACAUUAUGGAAUAUGCUGUAAACUGCACAGUGAUAACAUGGGAGCGCAUCGUGAGCCACUUCGACAUCUUUGCGUUCGGCCACUUCGCCGGCUGGGCCUUGAAGGCUCUGCUCAUCCGCAGCUACGGCCUCUGCUGGACCAUCAGCAUCACCUGGGAACUAACAGAGCUGUUUUUCAUGCAUCUUCUGCCAAACUUUGCGGAGUGCUGGUGGGAUCAGCUGAUACUGGACAUACUGUUGUGUAACGGAGGAGGCAUCUGGCUGGGUAUGACCGCCUGCCGCUUUCUGGAGAUGAGGACCUACCGCUGGGCCAGUAUCAAGGAAAUCCACACCACCACGGGGAAAAUAAAGCGAGCCGUGCUCCAGUUCACCCCGGCCAGUUGGACCUACGUGCGCUGGCUUGACCCGAAGUCGUCCUUCCAGAGACUUGCAGGCAUCUACCUCUUCAUGAUCUUAUGGCAGCUGACGGAGCUGAACACCUUCUUCCUCAAACACAUCUUCGUCUUCCAGGUGUCUCACCCCCUCAGCUGGUGUCGCAUCCUCCUUCUUGCAGCCGUCACUGCACCCACUGUUCGGCAGUACUAUGCGUAUCUGACAGACACCCGGUGCAAACGAGUGGGCACCCAGUGUUGGGUGUUUGGAGCCAUUGCUUCCGUGGAGGCUCUCACAUGUGUGAAAUUUGGAUAUGACUUAUUUUCCAAGACAGAGAUUCGUUACGUUCUUCUGUGGCUACUGUGCCUGGCACUCAUCACACUUCUGUGUUUAUAUGGGAUGGUUUGGUUUGAACAGAAUAAACUAAAGGGCCUUUCUGUGCAGUGUGAGGACUGUGAUAACACCAGUGUUGUCGACCCCUGUGAUAUCAUCCUGGACAAUGUUGGGGGUCAGAAAGAGACAUCGAGAAGUCCGGCACCCAAAAAACAGAAGAAAGUCUCGGGGAGGAACAGAUUAGUGAAUGGCCACGGAGGAAAGAAACACUGAGUCUUCACAUCUUUUCUGAAAGAGAUGAGUGAUGGAUGCUCAGGAAAAAAACAACAAUGUGAAAAACAUCAUGCACCUAAAUCUUCUGAAUAAUUGUGGUGAGAGUUACAUGAAGGUUUUAAUGAAACCUACAGACCAGAAGACAAACACCAAAAGAAAACGCCAUCAAGCCCUGACACUCUAUUGUAAAGGUGGAUGUUGGACUACAAAAACACUAACAUGCUGACUUUAGCAUCAUCGUAUACAUUUUCUACCUGAAACUACUGAAUGUUGCUGUUUUUUACACUGUGGGACACGUGUGUUAUGUCCAGUCUGGGUUGUACCAGCUUUACCGGGUGGUCUAGUUUGCGGACUGUAUAUAUUUUUAUGUAUAUGCUAAAGUCACUUUUGCACUUAAUCUCUUUAUGUUACUUUGCCCUGUAUUUAAUAGCUUUACUAGAAAAACAUUUACUUUGAUGUAUUUGUUUAUAUAGUUAUUACCUCCAUCAAGGCAAAGAAGGUUGUGUUUUUGCCCCGGUCUGUCUAUUUGUGUCAGCAGGAUUAAGCAAAAACUAGGGAAUGGACUCCAAUAAAAUGUAGUGGAGGGGGGGGGGAACGUGGGUCAAGAUAGAACCCAUUCAAUUGUGGGAUCAAGAAUUUUUUUUCACUUUAACAUUGUGACAUAAAAUUCAUGGAUCUUGAUGAAAAAAACAAUUUGGUGCAGGAUGAUUAUAUUUAAGUUUUUUGGUGGAGGCAUGAGCUCUGACUGCCAUUCUACUGUAGCUGCCAUAAAUGAACAAAUUUGUGCACGUAUCUAGAAACAGUAAACCACUGGUGUUUCUACUGAACUUCCUGCAGUUAAACAGCAUCAUCAGGAAAGAUAUUUGUCUCUACUUAAAUUGAGAGAACAAACCAACAAGCCUUUUGUACAACUGCAGAGUGGUAUUUUUGCAAUAUUGUGUGUUUUGUAUUUCGGGAGAAAAGUAGUAAGUAUGUGUAUAAUGUUGUGACCGAAGACUGACAUUCAAUGCGAUAGCGCCACACAUGGUGACAAUCAGUAACAGGAGAAUCACACAGGUGAAAUCCUCCUGUUCAAAGGUUCAUUUUGAGUCGUAGUUUUAAUACAAUGUAAAGUUAAUGUGACCUGGUGACUGUUUCACAAAUUGGAUUAACAUUUGUUAUUCUUAUUUCCAAUGCACUACUUUGUGCUACUGAGCUUUGAUUUUAUAUGGGUGUUUUUAUGUACAUGAAUAAUUGGGAAAGUUUGUGGGGUAUUUUUUUUUUAUAACAAAGUGAUUAAAUAUGGAUGUUACAACACAAAACAAAGAAAAAAUUA